Macroventuria anomochaeta is the source of this 1037-nucleotide messenger RNA. RefSeq lists its product as uncharacterized. The transcript is spliced from 3 exons. NCBI's taxonomy places the organism in Eukaryota, Fungi, Ascomycota, Dothideomycetes, Pleosporales, Didymellaceae. The coding region runs from base 198 to 983 and encodes 261 amino acids. The record is from RefSeq and is a predicted model, not a curated record.
CUUCACUGCAGUGAGUGCCUGUUCGGGUAAUACCCAACUCCACGGCAGCUUCAACACAUACACUGUAGUCUUUACGAUAAAAUGCACCUUUACCAGCACAUCGCCCUUGCCUGACACGGGCACACGGGUGGGUAAUUACGUCACCUGCGCGGCUUACGCUUUCUGCCGUUUUCCACGACCUACAUCAUCAACCAAAAAUGUCAACGCUCGAUACGCUACCACUCGAGAUCAUUUUCCAUAUCUUCGAUUUCAUCUCAAGCCCUCAUGAUCCAAGCUCAUCCGCAUCUCAUCCACUCAACAGCCUUGCCGCGACAAGCAAGCACUUUGAUUCGGCGGUGGAAGAGUACACACGUGCUCUGCUCAAACAACAUGCCAACUUCGCACCCCAAAAGAAGUCGAAGAUCUACACAAGCCGGAAGAAGUGGUUAGCAGAAACCUGCCAACUCUGCUACAAGAAAAGUAAAAGGCGAUCAACGCUUUGGUCCAGUUUGACAUGCUGUCUGGCGUGUGAUAAGAAAUAUUUUCCGAAAGUAACCAUGACCAAUGCCAUCAAGCAAUAUGGCCUUUCAAAGCUUGACAUAUUCACACCAAACCGCCUACAUCCCACACUCCCACCUCUGGCACAUGGGGAAUAUCCAGUCAUGGGCGGUGUCGCCACCAUGAUAUACGAGCCAGAUCUCAUCGCGCGACGAGACCACAUUCACGGUCAGCUCAGCGCCAUGGACAGAGCCGAUGCGCAUUUGCGCAAACGUGUCAGGCGACAUGACACACUGAUGGCGCACAUGGAAGCUGCUUAUUCGACCGCUCGCAAGAUAUGGUAUCGAAGUCCACGAUUUCAGAAGGAAGGGGAAGUGAAGUUGGGAAGAGCAAGCAUGGAGACACGAGAGAGCCGGGAUGAGUUCGUGCGGAAAGGUCUUGCACAUGAGCGGGCUGCGAUUCGCAUGAAAGGUGCCUCAGAGGAGACCGCGAUUGAGCUCGAUUGACUGGCUUCUUUCACAUUGACAGGCGGGCUUUUGCCGGCUCAUCGAAUGAAGUGU